AGGUACACUUCUGCUCCUACUUAUUACGGCAAUGUCAGCGAACGCUCGCAUAGCUGUGAUGUAUGCUCACGACAAGUUGAGCGAUGUGGUCGCUGAGCAGUGCUUCAACGAGAUGUUUCCUAGGAAGCACGUAGUGGUACAGGAGUCGGAUGAAUCCUGCAUCAUAUUCUGCGUGCUAAGGAAGCUCGGCAUCAUGAGCCCUAACGGGGCGAUCAACUUAGAUGUAUACAGAAAACGAGUGCAAGUAGCCCAUCAGUUAGACCGGAGGAACUUAGUGAGCGACUUCGGUAACUCGUGUUUGGAAACAGCAGAAGCUACACAGCACAAACAAGACGUAUGCAAGAAAGCAAAAGUGUUCAAUGACUGUACUCACCUCUACAGGAUAUUACUGAAAUAG
Messenger RNA from Chilo suppressalis (striped riceborer), 397 nucleotides. NCBI's taxonomy places the organism in Eukaryota, Metazoa, Arthropoda, Insecta, Lepidoptera, Crambidae. The record is from the annotation of a GenBank genome assembly.